Messenger RNA from Selaginella moellendorffii, 2586 nucleotides. RefSeq names its product probable LRR receptor-like serine/threonine-protein kinase At4g36180. Lineage: Eukaryota; Viridiplantae; Streptophyta; Lycopodiopsida; Selaginellales; Selaginellaceae. Gene Ontology annotation, molecular function: protein binding. The coding region runs from base 102 to 1331 and encodes 409 amino acids. The record is from RefSeq and is a predicted model, not a curated record. The transcript has 5 exons.
UACCCAUUAGGGUUCUUCGCUCUGCUUGAUCAUCACGGUAUUUCUAGCGACAUUUCUCUCGGAGGCAAGAUCCUAGCUAUUCGAGCUUGGCGCUCACUCUCAUGGCGCUGGUCUUGAUCUUCUUGCUCGCGAUCCGGAUAUUUCCUGCUACCAGGGCAUCGACGCUCUCGUCGGAUCUCCAAGCCCUCAAGGAUGUCAAGGCCGCGGUAGAUCCCUCCAGCAUUCACUCCACGACCUGUCUCGGCUCCUGGGACUUCGCCGCCGCCGAUCCCUGCGACUCGCGAUCCACAUCGCAUUUCGUGUGUGGCAUUGGCUGUAGCAGCGACGAUCCUCUCAGCCGCCGCGUCAUCAGCUUGAUCCUCGACGGCUCCGGCUACAAUGGUACCCUCUCUCCAUCGCUGGGCAGCUUGACCGCGUUACAGGUGCUCGAUUUCUCUGGAAAUUCCUUUCACGGCACCAUUCCAGCGUCCCUGGGCCAGCUGACUAGCCUCAUCAAGCUCGACCUGUCAAGGAACUCUUUCACCGGCGCGAUUCCAGACACCAUCUCACAGCUCUCGAAUCUAUCCUACCUCUCCGUCGCCAACAAUCACCUCGAGGGGCCGAUUCCCAGCUCCAUCGCCAAUCUAUCAACCAUCGAGAGGCUCUUCCUCCACAACAACCAGCUCGCCGGAAAGAUUCCCUCGCUAGAUGGUUUGCAGAGGCUGAGCUACUUCGACGCUAGCAACAACCGGCUGUCCGAGCUGCCGCUCAAGCUCCCGGUUUCGCUGCUCCAACUUUCGCUGCGAAGCAACCAACUGGGUGGGAGCUUUCCACAGAAUCUAGUCCAGCUCCAGGGGCUGGAAGUUCUGGACCUGAGCUACAACCAGUUCGUCGGGCACCUGGAUUCGUCGCUGUUCGAAUUGCCAUCUCUCCAGCAGCUCACGGUCUCGCACAACCAGAUCUCUUCGCUGGGUGUUCCACGACUUUCCAACGUGGAGAGCGAGCUUGUGGCGGUGGACAUAAGUUACAACCAGCUCGAAGGUGCUCUGCCCGUGUUCUUGGCAAACAUCAGCAGGCUCUCGGCACUCUCGCUUCGCUACAACAACUUCAGUGGCACCAUCCCUUACGAGUUCGCUUCCAAGGCGAGCUCGGCUUCCAACGAGGUCCAGCCGCUCAUGCGCUUGUUCCUGGACGGCAACUAUCUCAUCGGCGAGGUUCCUCAGCCAUUUCUCGAGGUUCCGGGAAGGUUUAGCGCGAGUUUUAUCUACAACUGCCUGGCCAAGUGCCCGGAGAGCUUUGCGUUUUGCCAAGGAGGUGGACAGAGGCCAAAGUCGGAGUGCCCGACUCUGUGAGGACUGAAUCCAACAGCCAGGAAGGAGGACGAGGAAGCGAAAACAGGACAAGAACUAUACGUAUGCAGCAGUCAGCUCAGCUCUGGGUUUGGAUGUCAUAUACUAACCGCGUGUGGAGGAAUUUGCAGUCACGUAAUACGUCUUACUGUAGGUGAGAGGGAGACGAGCUACCUAGCUUUUGAUCAGAUCGUCUCUCCAAACUGUUGCUAUCCUACAUAGAGGUGCACAGAUGAUGAACAUGAGGAGAAAGAGGAUCAAGCUUUUCUUUCUUUUUAAGUAGUGCGAAGAUCUUUACUGGAGUAUCGCGGCAAAUCCCAGAAACUUCCAGCUUUUCAAAGAAUGGAGCCAGUGAGACAGACCAAGCACAGAUCAGACUGGGAGGAUGAGGUAGUAACACCAACAACAACAUCCAUUACAACAAGGUGUGUGAAUCGAGCCCGGGCUUUAGUGGCUUAGAGGAGGUACUAGAAAGCAAAGCUGGACUGGGAAAUUUUUGGAAGAACACAGGGAAUAGGAAGUGGACAGGGCACGUACGAGCGGGAGGAAUACAGCUGGUCUGUAGCAGCAUGAAUGGUUUUUAUUUGGAGUGAUUUGGAUUCGCCAGACAGCUAGCAAAAGGGAAAGGCUCGAUCUUCAAUGCUCGGAAAAGGAACUACUUGGGGGACCCUGGCACAGUGGUGCUGGUGCUGCUGAUGGUGGUGGUGGUGGUGGUGGUCACUCGUGGUGGCCACAAAACUAAGUAGUUUCACUGGUGUACGAUGGGACUCGACUCGACUCGACACUCUCAAUCUCCUUCUCCAGAGGCUGCCAGAGAUUCUCACAUAAGCUCAGACAAUAUCACCGUCUUCUACCCAAGAUCGGACUCUGAUCGUCCUCAUCUGGGAGGGAGAUCAAACUUUAAGCGGCGGUGGCACGGAUCUAUCUACCAGAGGCUCACAAGUGGCGCCGCGCGAAAAGGGACACACCUCACAGCCUUUUGAUUCAUGGCCGAGUGCAUGCGUUUUGGUCUAAAGUUUGUGGCCUGGUAAAACGUAUUCAUUGAGAGAAAUCUGCGAAGAUUCACGGGGCAGUAUUUUUAAUCGUUUCUUUUGUUUAUGCUGAUCUUUGGGUUCCUCGUAGGGUUUUUUAGGUCUUAAGCUCUUGCUUGUGCUCCAGUUCUAAACAUUCUAUUCAGUGAAGAACAUGAAGAACAUUGCCUUGAGUGAAGCAGUGGUGUUGUUGUUGCUCAAUUCAAUCAAUGGAGGUUUUUUUUGUU